AUGAGGUCGCGAACAUCAGUCAAGCCGUCCGAUUAUCCACCUCUGCCAUUCCAUGGCAUUCGCUCCAUCAUCUUCCUCUCCGCUCUUGUGGUCGCGAUCAUCCUCGCCAUAUUUAUCUACCAUCUUCGCGCCGAUGGCUUCAAGCUUCCCUAUGUCUAUCUCGUCCUCCUCCUCUCCUCCGUCCUGUCCCUCAUCACAAUCACCACCACCGCCCUCGUCAACUGCACCUGUCGCCUCUCCCCCAAACUCUCCCUCUUCACCAACAUCCUCCCCCUAAUCAUCUGGCUCGUCGCCCUUGGCCUCCUCGCCUACAGCAUGUCCGGCACCAUCCUAACCGCCUGCACCACCGAAUACUGGGCCACCGCGACCGGCAUCUCCGUCUGCCGCACCUACAAGGCGCUCUUCGCCUUCACCGUGCUCACCACCCUGGGCCAUAUGCUCGCGAUUGUGCUGGACGUCGUGGUGCGGCGUCGGCAGACUCGUCUGGGCGCGUAUGAUCCAAUGACCAGUUCGGCCGCGCUCGGGGAGGAUCCGUGGGAUGUCAAGUUGGCGGAGAGGAGGGAUUCGGUGGCUGGAGGGGGAGGAGCAGGAGGGGCGCAUUACAAUGAUGUCCCUAUGUAUGCGAGAGGGAGGGGAGCGGUUGACGAUCAUAGGGGCGCUGGCGCUGGUGCUGGGGCGCCAGGGGUGCGGUUCCAAAGUGGUUAUCAGCAUCCUGCGGAGCGGACCGGGUAUGAUCCGGCGGCUUAUCGUUGA
This is a messenger RNA of Penicillium diatomitis, 753 nucleotides long. RefSeq lists its product as uncharacterized. NCBI's taxonomy places the organism in Eukaryota, Fungi, Ascomycota, Eurotiomycetes, Eurotiales, Aspergillaceae. The record is from RefSeq and is a predicted model, not a curated record. Bases 1 to 753 code for a protein of 250 amino acids. The transcript is spliced from 2 exons.